AUGAGUCUGACUGCCGCCGCCUCCCGGAAGAGAGUCGAGGGGGACACCUUGAAAUACUUCGUGGAGGAUCCCGGCAGCGGGACGCUUUACAAGCGGGGACCGCUUUUGGGGCAGGGAGCAUUCGGACAAUGCUACAAAUUUACCGACACGUCCACCAACAGAGUCUAUGCCGUGAAGGUGCUCUCUCUACAGCGGGCCGCAAGGCUGGGAAACCACGGAAAGGUUCAACGCGAGAUCGAGCUGCACAGCCAGCUCCAGCACAGGAACGUUGUGCGGUUCCACCGACAUUUCGCUGACCAGGAGAACAUCUACCUGGUGCUGGAAUACUGCAGUAGGAAGUCCCUGGCCCACAUUCUGAAGGUCCGGGGGACGCUGAUGGAACCGGAGGUGCGGUUUUACCUGAAGCAAAUCACCAGGGGCCUGCAGUACCUCCACCAGCAAGGGAUCAUCCACCGUGACCUCAAACUGAGCGCCCUGGGGACCCGGUCCUCAGACCUCUCCGUGCCCCACACGCCCCUUCCAGGCAAUGUGUUCGUCACCAAGCACAGGCAGGUGAAGAUUGGCGACCUGGGCCUGGCAAUGCGGGAAGAGCAGGCCUGCUGGAGGAGAGGGGUAGUCUGUGGGACCCCCAAUUACCUGGCCCCCGAAAUCAUCGCUAAGAAGGGGCACUCCUCCAAGUCGGACAUUUGGGCCCUGGGCUGCAUCAUGUACACCGCCCUGGCCGGCUUCCCGCCCUUCGAGGUCAUGCGGAAGCAGGAGCUGUUCCAGAGGAUCCGAGAGGGCAGCUACCCCCUCCCGGGCCACCUCUCCCCAGCCGCCCGGAGCCUGAUUGGGAGGCUGCUGGCCCCCAACCCAUCCGGCCGCCCCAGUCCAGAAGAAGUGCUCAGCCACCCCUUCUUCACCCAGCACUUCGGCCUGGCCAGGCUCCCCUCGUUCGCUUGUCGCUCUGCCCCCGUUUUCCCUUUUGCCAGCCGGCUUGGAAAGUUCUUCCAGAAAGCAGCCGGUCUCCUUUCCUGGGGCUCCCCUUGUCAGCAGCCCAGCCACGCUGUGAGCCCUGCACCCCAAAAACAGGAGGAGAGACCACAGCGGCAAGGAGUGGGACCUGUUGCCCCUCCCCACUUGGAAGCCCGAGAGGGGAGCAGGGGCCCCAUGGAGGAGCCCAGCUGCUUCCCCCCCUUGCUCCGGAGAGGCUCCCUGCGCAGCCGGCUGCCCGAAGAGGCCGACCGGGGCCCUGGCAGAGUGCCGGAGAGCAUAGACCGACGGCUGUGCUGCUGCUUGCAGGUGACCCGCCUGGUGGAAGAACUGCCCGAAGGCCUGCACGGUGCCAGUCCUGCCCACAUGGCCACCCAGUGGGCAGACUACUCCUAUAAGUCCGGGUUUGGCUACCUGCCCUCCAGUGGCUCUACUGCAGCGCUACUCCCCGGUGGGACCCACGGGGCCUUUUGCCCCCAGCAUCAGCGCAUCUGCUACGGCCGGGAGCCCACGCCAGACCAGCCCGGGCAGAGCAGCCAGGAGCCUUUCCCUCCUGCGCUGUGCAAAGCCCUCCUGGUGCUCCUCAGGGACAGCCCCCUCCAGGUGGGGGGAGGCUGCCCCAGCCGCAGUGGGCCAGACCUUUCCACCCGCUCGGGCGGGCAGGGGGGGCUGAGGAAAUCCUGGGCCAGCUCUGACCACCCAGAGAGCAGAGGCAGGUUGGGGCCUGCAAAGACCAGCAAAGGGCCCCCAGCAGCCACACCCGCGCUAACCCCAACCUUGCUGGAACAAUCCUCGGGCACCAGUGAAUUUUACCAGGACGGCACCAAGAUUGUGUUCGGCCGCUCGGCCGAGGGAGAGGACCUCUUGACCUCCGUGGACUGCCAACGUUACAGCACCACCUUCCCUCUGGGCACCCUGGCAGGGCAGGGCUGGACACCGCCCCCGUGUGAGCGGGUGCAAUACGCCCUACACUUGCUGCGCUGCCUCUAG
Molecule: messenger RNA, 1962 nt
Organism: Pseudonaja textilis
Lineage: Eukaryota; Metazoa; Chordata; Lepidosauria; Squamata; Elapidae
Source: RefSeq, a predicted model, not a curated record